Molecule: messenger RNA, 2157 nt
Organism: Penicillium olsonii
Lineage: Eukaryota; Fungi; Ascomycota; Eurotiomycetes; Eurotiales; Aspergillaceae
Source: the annotation of a GenBank genome assembly
AUGGCCUGUCCUCCGCGAGAGACAUUCCAAAUUGGUUGGAUAUGUGCCCUACCGAUCGAAGCUGCUGCUGCCAAAGAAAUGCUGGAUGAAAGCUUUGGCACUCUCGACGUGCAAGACCCCACCGACUCCAAUGCCUGUACACUAGGUCGAAUCGGCAAACACCAUGUCGUGAUCGCUUGCCUCCCUGGAGGGCAAUACGGAACCACAUCAGCCACAACGGUCGCCAACCAUAUGAUCCGCACCUUUUCAAAAUCUCUUCGAAUCGGGUUGAUGGUCGGUGUCGGGGGUGGAAUACCAUCGGUUGCGCAUGAUAUCCGACUUGGCGACGUCGUAAUCAGCUGCCCCCAAGGUACAACAAGCGGAGUGCUCCAGUACGAUAUGGGUAAGGUCGGUCCAGGCGGGAGUUUUGAUCGGACUGGCUCCUUGAACAGCCCUCCCCGGCCGCUUUUGACGGCACUUAAUUCAAUGCGGGCUGCGGAGUUGACGGAUGAUCCUCUCUUUCCCGGUUAUAUUGCCAAAUCUACUGAGCGAAAUGCACGAACUCGCAGAACCUUUUUUCGACCGGGAGCACAUCAAGAUCGACUCUUCAAGCAAGAGUUUGAUCAUCCACAGGGCGCGACCGAGUGUGACAGUUGUCAGCAAGACUGGGAAGAGAUGAGGACUGAGCGUGAGGAUACUGAUCCACGGCCACAUUACGGUAUCAUUGCAUCAGGCAAUGCUCUGAUCAAAGAUGCAAGGACAAGAGAGCAGCUGAGGCUGAAGACCGGAGCAUUGUGCUUUGAAAUGGAAGCGGCUGGCCUGAUGAUGGACUUCCCGUGUAUUGUCAUUCGUGGUAUCUGUGACUAUGCCGACACGCACAAGAACGAGCAGUGGCAAGGAUUUGCAGCUUUAGCAGCAGCAUCUUAUGCCAAGGAGCUACUAGGCUACGUACCUGUGGGUCAUAUUCUACAGGAGAACUUGGUGAUCGAUGGAUUCGAAAUGAUUGAAGAUCGCCUAGUCCGACUACAUGGACAGAUAGCACGACAGCACGACGAGCACCAAGCAAGAGUGUCCACAAACCUGCAUCAGAAGUGUCACCAGACCUUCAAGAUAGGUAAAUAUACUGAGCAAAAAGACAUCAACCCAAAAAAGACAGACGGAACAUGUCAAUGGGUACUUCAGAGCUCUGAGUAUGUCCGUUGGAGCGAAAGCAACCAUAAUGACUUCCUGUUGAUUUCGGCUGAUCCUGGCUGUGGGAAGUCAGUACUAGCCAAAACCAUCAUUGACGGCUAUCUGGACGAUCCCAGUCCAGCGGCGACAAUAUGUUACUUCUUCUUCAAGGAAAAUGAGGAACAGAACAAUCUUGCAGCUGCGAUGUGCUCCAUACUACACCAGCUUUUCAGUCAACGGCCUCAUUUAUUGGACCAUGCUAUAUCAUCCUGGAAGAUCAAUGGCAAGGCCCUUCAGAAUGAGCUCGAUGAGCUAUGGGAUAUCUUUAUAAAGGCAACAUCAUCUGACCCGUCAUCUAAGAUCGUAUGCGUCUUGGAUGCCCUUGAUGAGUGUCGUGAGGUUGAUCGGGAUAAAUUGAUCCAGAACAUCAGAUCUCUCCCUCAACAGACUAGCCACUCACAAAGGGAUUGCCAGCCAACGGAAGUUUUUCAUCAAACACCGGACGAUUCCCAGCCACCACCAGGUAACUACUUGAAAUUCCUGGUUACUAGUCGUCCUUAUCAUCAAAUCCAAAAUCGCUUUCAGAACAUGGAUGGUUUCCUCUAUCUUCACUUGAAGGGGGAAGAUGAAAACGAUCAAAUCCGCCAGGAGAUUGAUUCAGUGGUUAGAAUGCGAGUCAAGGAAUUGGCCCAAACAGCGAAACUGGAAUUGAAAGUACAGCAGAAACUUGAGAAACAGCUUCUAAAAAUGGAGAAUCGAACCUAUCUUUGGCUACAUUUGGCAAUUGACGACCUUCGUGCCACUUUUGAGCUUAGCUUUUCGCCGGACGAGGAGCUGGUCCAAAUGACUCCCCCAUCAGUUGAAAAGGCCUACGAAAAGAUUCUCUCUCGAGUUCCAUCCGGACAAACAAAUACAGUAAGCAGAAUCUUUCAAAUCAUUAUGGCAGCACGACGCCCUUUGACAACCAGAGAAAUGGCUAUGGCUCUAGGUAUAUCUCAUAAAGGCUAA